This is a messenger RNA of Dermatophagoides pteronyssinus (European house dust mite), 1189 nucleotides long. It is a transcript of the gene Atg3, whose product is annotated as Autophagy-related protein 3. NCBI's taxonomy places the organism in Eukaryota, Metazoa, Arthropoda, Arachnida, Sarcoptiformes, Pyroglyphidae. The record is from RefSeq and is a predicted model, not a curated record. Gene Ontology annotation, biological process: glycophagy; nucleophagy; autophagy of mitochondrion. Gene Ontology annotation, molecular function: Atg8-family ligase activity. Gene Ontology annotation, cellular component: cytosol; phagophore assembly site.
GAGGCACUGCAGUUUUGAUUGACUUUUUUGAGUUUCCAAUGUAAAUCGUCGACAUCAUCGACAUUCUUUUAUCACAGGUUUUUUUUUCUUUCUCCUCCAAAUAUUAGGUUGAUCUUAAAUUUUAGCAGAAUUUUUCUUCCAAAACAAAAAAACAAUGUCAUUAUUAUUAAAAGUAGCUGAAUAUGUAACACCAGUACUAAAAGAAUCUAGAUUUAAAGAAACUGGUGUACUGACACCCGAUGAAUUUGUUUUAGCUGGUGAUUAUUUAGUUCAUCAUUGUCCAACAUGGCAAUGGCAAACAGGUGAUAAAACUAAACUGAAAUCAUAUUUACCAUCGAAUAAACAAUUUCUUAUUACACGACAAGUACAUUGCUCGAAACGUUAUAAAGAUUUAGAAUCGAUAAAAUUUCAGGAACAAAUUAUUGAUGAAAAUGAUUCGGAAGGUGGUUGGGUUGAUGCACAUGUUAAUGAUUCGAAUAAUGUACAAAACAAUGAUGACGACGAUGAUGAUGAUAUUGUUUUGGGUGUUGAAGUUACCGAAGAUAAUGAAUUAAUUGAUCAGGUUCGUGAUUUGAAAAUGGUUGCGGAAAAUGAUGACGAAAAAGACGAUGGCGAUGAUGAUGAUAGUGAAGCCGAGGAUAUUGAAGCUUAUAUGAAUCGUAAAGAUGUUUCGGAUGAAAAUGAUAAAUGUGUUGCUGAUCUUUUGAAAAUACAACGCCAACAACAAGAAUUUGAAAAAUCAAAGAAUUCAAAUUCAAAAAAUAAUAAUAAUCGAAAUGUGAUUCAAACCCGUACAUAUGAUCUUUAUAUAACAUAUGAUAAAUAUUAUCAAACACCACGUUUAUGGUUAUCCGGUUUUGAUGAAUAUCUACAACCAUUAUCAAUUGAACAAAUGUAUGAAGAUAUUAGCCAAGAUCAUGCAAAAAAAACUGUUACAAUGGAAUGGCAUCCAAAUAUUCCGGGUAUGAUGGCUUCGGUUCAUCCUUGCAGACAUGCUGAAAUGAUGAAAAAAAUAAUGACAACAAUGGAAGAAAAUGAAAAACAAUUAGAUGUGGAUCGUUAUUUAAUUGUAUUUUUAAAAUUUGUACAAUCAGUUAUACCAACAAUACAAUAUGAUUAUACACAAAAUGUUUGUAUGUAAAUCUUGAAAAAAAGCCAACCGAAACAAGCAAAACCGAAAUUUAUGGAA